UAUUUUACUCGUGUUAACCCUUUACCUGGUCCUUUCCCAUUCCCAUUUAUCGGAAACGUACCUCAAUUCGCAUUAUAUUGUAGAGGAGAUUUAAAAGAAUUUUUCGAAUAUAAUCAAAAGAAAUAUGGUGAUAUAUAUGAACUUUUUAUGGGAGGUCGACGUAUAAUUCUCAGUCGAUCGGAAUAUGUUGAAAAACUUUUGUCACCAAAGAGUCAACAUAUGGUGAGAUUUCCUUACACCCAAGGAUUGGAUGAAUUAGGAAUGAUGGGAAGAGGUUUAAUUGCCAAUCAUGAUUUGAGAUCAUGGAGUUACAAUCGUCACUUCUUUACUCAAGCUAUAUUGGCACCGAAAUUUACAAAGAAAGCUAUUGAUUGGUCGAAUGAUCUUUUCAAUGAAUUGGAAAGUUAUUGGAACAAGUUAUACCUAAAAGAUGAUGAUCAAAAUAAAUUGGAUUGUUCUGCAUGGUUUAAUAGAUAUACAAAUGAUAUGAUCAUCGCGUUAACAACUGGUGAAAGAUCUUAUAGGAUGGCAUCAUAUUUUAAUACUCAAGGUGAUGAAAAAGCCGAAUAUCAGCAAUCGUUGAUCGAUGACUCUGAGAAUUUCAUUCAAGCUUUUCGUAAACAAAUUUUAGAAGCUCCAAUAUUCCUUAUUAUUCCUCCUUUCAUCAGGCAUUACGUUCCAUUUUUUAAGAGUAAGUCAGACGCUAUACUUAGAAACGUUGAAUUUAUCUAUCAAAAAUUAGAAUCGAUCAUUAAAAAGCGCAGACAAGAAAUUGAAAAUACAUCUCUGGAUAAACCUUUAUCACAUGAUAUGUUGACCUCGUUGAUCACUGCGAAUACUUCUCGUGACAUUAAUCAUGUUGAAACUGUCGAGGGUGAAGUCAUGAACUUACCUAUGACUGACCUUGAAAUUCGUAAUGUUAUGUUUGACACUUUUCUUGGUGGAACCCUAAAAACCGCGAAUUUGCUUUCAUUCAUCAUAUACCAUGUCGCAAGUAAUCCGGACGUAAAAAAGAAAAUGUUCGAAGAAAUUGAUGGUGUGUUCCAAGGUGAUAAAACACGUUCAAUCACCGAAGAUGAUUACGAAAAACUAAAAUACUGUGAAGCAAUUAUAAAAGAAGUUGAUCGCGUUCUUCCAGUUUUAAAUACUGUAGCAAGAUAUAGUCAAGAACCUGAUGAAAUAGCGGGUUAUAAGUGGCCAGCGGGUACAAUGUUUCAUGUGAAUACUGCUUCUAUUCAUAAGAAUAAAGAUUAUUGGGAAGAACCUGAAAGAUUUAAUCCUGAUAGAUGGAUGAUUAAAGAUUUUGAACCAAAGAAAUUUUCUUUUAUUAUGUUUGGUGGAGGUUUAAGGAUCUGUCCGGGAAGAAAGUUGGCAAUGAUUGAAAUGAUUUGUUUGAUGGCCUUGUUGUAUAGAAAGUUUGAUAUUGAUUUGAUAGAUAAGAAUUCCCCUUUAAAAACCGUGUCCUCUGCUUUAAUAAUUUGUCCCGAAUUGUUGGUUAAA
Funneliformis geosporum is the source of this 1500-nucleotide messenger RNA. Lineage: Eukaryota; Fungi; Glomeromycota; Glomeromycetes; Glomerales; Glomeraceae. The record is from the annotation of a GenBank genome assembly.